Molecule: messenger RNA, 4881 nt
Organism: Podarcis raffonei (Aeolian wall lizard)
Lineage: Eukaryota; Metazoa; Chordata; Lepidosauria; Squamata; Lacertidae
Gene: CCDC81
Product: coiled-coil domain containing 81
Exons: 15
Coding region: 62-2041 (659 amino acids)
Cellular component (GO): centrosome
Source: RefSeq, a predicted model, not a curated record
UCUCUCUCUCUCUCUCUCUCUCCUCUGGUAAAGGCAGAAAAGCGGGAAAGAGGAUUCGAAAAUGCUGGACACCAUCCAUGCCACGAUCUUGGAGGGCGGAAGGAACGUCUUCCUUACACUUCCCAAGCUCACGACAGAAGAUAUCCUCGGUAUUUGGGGCACUGUUUCGGAGUUUGUUGAAAAGCAGCUUUCCAUGAAUAAGGGUGUCUUAAUACCAGGGUUGGGGACGUUCUCCUUCUUGAGACAGAAGCUUGAAGUCGGUAAUAACAAAUACAUCCUCAUACAGCGGCCUGUGUUCCUUCUGUCUGAGAAACUUGCGCAGAUCCAUGGGCUGAAGUUUAACAAAAUACACACUCCCGGUGAUAUCCCAAUUGUUCCACUAAAUUUCAUAGUGUUAUCCCUGGAGGGGCCUUUCAACAGGGAGACCGUGGAAGGAUGUGUCCGAGAGACGCUGCUGUCUUUCUCCCGGUCCAUCGCCACCAAGCAGACGGUCGAGUUCACCUUCAAAGGGAUCGGUGUGUUGGUGAUCCGGGACAACAGGGUGAAAAUGAAGUUUUACAAAGACUUCCUUCGCGCCAUGGAUGGGAGUGGGAAUCUCCUGAAGGCGCUUACAAACAGGCCAGGCACAGGGGACUCUGUGUUGUCAGCCAAAGAAACCACUCUUCCACAUUCAUGCACCGGUAACGUGGUUUUGUUUCCAAGCCACCGUAGGGUUGAGAUGAGAACCAUCCCCGAAGAAGGUGAGAAGACCAGGAUGGAAAAGGAGCAGGCAGAGAAAGAAAACAGCAAAAAAGAAAAUCUCUCGCCCAAGCGCCUUCUGUCUCGCCAGCUGAUUUCUCCAGCCAAAGUCUCAGGGAUCUGUUUGACCGAAGAGUAUGAGAAGAACUUGAAGCCCAAGCUGCCUCCGCAAAGGCAAGGACCGACAACAACGCCCGCUCCCGAAGCCCCGAAGACAGAGCAAGAAGCCAGCCCUGCCAAAAUUCCUGCCCUCAGACCCCGGACUCCAUCCCCCAUUUGUCAAGAUCAUGGUAGGGCAGGCCAGGAAAUGUGCUACUUGUGCAUGCAGCGUGCUCAGAGGAGUAUCCCUUUGUACUUGGGUGAAGAGAAGAGGAAGAAAGAGAAGGAAGAAGACAGGAUAUUGGCACAGUAUCAGGCCCUAAAGGAUCACGAAGCCUUUCAGAGGCAGCUGAUGCGAGCGAUGACAAAUCGAGAAGAGAACCAGAGAAUUGCGGCUUUUAACCUCGGGGUUGCCGAAGCCACCAGGAACCACAAGAAUGAUAAAGCUUUGGACAGCUACAAAUCAUACAUCUUUGAGAAGAGGCCAACCAGUGCCACCAUUCAGCAAAAGCAAGAGGUGUAUGCACAACAGCUGGGGAAGCAAGUGGACGACAAGAUGGCCAGAGAGUUGAAGCUGAGGCAGGAUCAGGACCUCAUUGACCGUCUGGAGCAAGUGCAGCUGGCAGAAGAGUUAGCUGCCCAAAGAACAAAAUACCUGAAGGACAAAAUGGAAGAAACAAAGUGUUAUAAGAGAGCACUGGACACGCAGAUAAAGAUGAGGCCAGCUCCGUUGCCGCAGUGCGAGCCUGAUUCGGCCGGGGUGAUCUUUGGGAAGAACGACAUGAAUAACGAAAGAAUGGGCGAAGGAAGGAAGCGCUGCCAGGAAUACUCCAAAUGCCAGCUGCAGGCGGCUGCGGAACGCAAGCGGGCAGACAUCCUCAGAGAGCUGAUCGAUCAGCGGAGAGCAGCAGUGAUGCUUCAGAGAGCGAAGGAACAGUUGAUGGCUGAAAAAGGAGAGCGGCUAGAGAAGAUAUUCCAGAUGAACUUAGCCGUGCAGGAAGACUGGAAGAAGAGUGCUGGGAUGAAGAGGCAGCGGGAUUACGAAGAGCAGAUCUUUAGACGCGCUGGCGACAAACUCCUGCUGCUUGACCAGUGUGCGAGGUAUCGCCGCUGCUACCAGUGUAAGAGGCGCAUGAGCAACUGCGGGGAAGCAAAUGUUUUGGUGGACAGUAAAUACAUCCCUGGAUCCCGGUUGGUAGUUUGAAGCAAGUUCGCUGCUUUGUUUCUUCCCUUGCCCUCUUUCCUCUCGCAAUUUUUUUAAUCAUUCUUUUUUUAUAUAAAAAAAGAAAGAAAUCUGAUCGUGCUGAUGUGCUUGAUUUGAUUCCCACAGCUCUGUGCAAUGCAUUCUCCCUAUUUCUGCCACUUUCUGGCUCAAGAUUCUUGUUCCCCUAGCUUCUGUAUGUUUUUAUGGAGAAUUAUGUUGAAUUAAAAAAGACAUGGAAGUGCUCUCUGGUAGUAUCCUGCUUGCUUUGGUGCCAAAUAUUAUUAGCCAAGCUUCUAAAUUUACACAGAAACCAUUUUAUUAUGUUUUCAGCUGACAAAGUUUACAGACAGUGGCAGAUUCCUGGUGCAAGUCGUAUUUAAACUGGACACCAUUGCAUUUUUGUAAUCAGUUUUAAUAGACUUGUGCAGACGCACAGCAAACUUACAUGUGCUUAGCUGUUGAGUUACAAAAUCAUUAUCCUGUCAGCCACUGCCUUGUGCUUCUUCACAGCUUAUAAGAACCAACACAUUCAUCUUUGUCUGAGGUUUUCAGUAAUAAAACAAACACCAACACAUUCUAAGUGCUUUAAUGCAGGAUUACAUAUGCAGCGUGACCAACAGUCUCCAUCAGAUCGCUAUUUGAUGAAAGGACAGUGGCAAGAAUGGUUGGUGGCUCAUUUGAGAUAGCAGCUGCCUAGAUGGAGAAGCUCCAUUUUUUAUUUUGAGAAAGUACUUGGGAAACAGUUUAAGACCCAACCCCCCAAGGGGCACAGAGGUCUUCUCCUAGUUUCCGAGAUAUAUAUAUACCCCAAGGCCACCUCGAACCAGCAACUAGCAGCACAUAUGAAGGAGAAAGAAAGGCCUCAGCAAGACUAUCCACAAGUUCUUCUGAGGUUGGCUACAAACAGCUAAAUAACUACGAAAAGAUGCUUACCCAUAAGUUUAAGGCAUGUACAAAAACAUUCUUAGGAGACCUUUUGACUGAAAGUGAAGGUGGGUUUGAAGCACUAUGUGUGUGAGAGAGACGGAAGGGGUGGGAAAAUCACCAGUGACCUGAUGUUGUGCUCCUCAGGUCUUGCUUUUGGGCUUCCUGCAGGGACCUGGGUGCCCACUGUAACAGCAGGAUAUGGGAUCGAUGGGCCAUUGGCCUGAUGCAGCAGGUUCAUCUCAUGUUCUUAUGAGGCGGGGCUUCCCCCUAUGGUUGAUGGAUGGUCUAUCCCAGGGGUCAGCAAACUUUUUCAGCAGGGGUCCGGUCCACUGUCCCUCAGACCUUGUAGGGGGGGCAGAAUAUAUUUUGGGGAGAGAAAAAAUGAACAAAUUCCUAUGCCCCACAAAUAACCCAGAGAUGCAUUUUAAAUAAAAGGACACAUUCUACUCAUGUAAAAACACGCUGAUUCCCGGACCAUCUGCGGGCUGGAUUUAGGUGGUGAUUGGGCCGGAUCCAGCCCCUGGGCCUUAGUUUGCCUACCCAUGGUCUACCUACCCCACCAAAGGCCCUGAAGCCAAUGUUACAUCAAGACACUCCGAUGUGUAUUUUUGGGUGCAGAAGGUGGGCUACGCAAAGGUCUGUCCUUACUUGCCUCUUGUCAAUCCUUAGAGUUGCUCUAACUAUGGGAGUCCUCUCUUCUUCUACAUUUCAUUUAUAUACUGCUUUAUAUUUUACAUUUUUUAAAAAAAAAUCUCAAAGCAGUUUACAACACAAAAAACAAUCCAGAAUAAAACAAAUCCACACUUCCAAGAAAAUAUUUCAGAUCCUUCUCCAAGUGACAUUUUGCAUUCCCCAUAAUUAUUUACCUACUUAAUUUAUAGAGCUGCCCCAUAGCAAAAGUACUCUAGGAAGCCAGUGUGGUGCAGUGGUUAGACUACCGGACUAGGGCCUGGGAGAUCAGGGUUCAAAUCCCCACUCGGACACGAAGCUCGCUGGGUGACCUUGGAGUCAAGUCACGGCCUCUAACAACAGUCAAAGCCAGAAAGACUAUUGUACUGAUGGGUAAUUGAGAAAACCUUAUCUGAAUUGCAGAGGGUGGAGUUGAUAUUUCCUCUCUUUGCAGGGGGUGGUGGAGGAAAGUUAGGUAUGCCUUUUAAAAACUGAAAUAAAGCAAGGCCAGCUUUGUUAAGGAACAUAAAAAAUGAGCUACUUCUCCAUGAGUUGGCAGAGAUGACUCAUUCCCCACAGUGCAGCUGCAGGCAUCUUGUGACAGUCUUAUUGGUGUUGCCAGGCAGAACUGGCACUGAAGCUGGGUAGAUAAGGGGCUCAUGUUACUGUAUUUGGUGUGGCUGGACAGUGGGAUAAUUCAAGUGAGACAGCGCAGAGCAGUUUGAAGAACAGGAACUGCGGAAAAGACUGCAGACUUUGUGAAGAGUUGCAGGACUUCGAAGCAAUGGAACUACAGACUUGACACAGGACUUUGAAGCAGCGAGCCCUCUCUGGGCUCAGAGAGUGAAGACUACGUGUAACAUCUGUAAAUAGUGUGGAUGUAUUGUGGUGUUGGCCUAGUGAAGACAAUUCUGCAAAAUGGCUGUUUUCCGUGACGAGUUUAACAGCUUGACUGAGAUUACGUACACACACACCCAACCAGGUUUUCCCGGCAUGGAAACAAAAAGUUGCAGAAAGCAUCAACCACUUUAUUUCCUUCAUAUCAGGCUACUGUUAAGGGCAUAAAAGACUCGAAGGGUGGGGAGAUUACUAACUGGAGACAGAGUGAAAGUUUCUCAGUUAAGUUUCAGUCUUAUUGGUGACUUGAAUUUCACCGAGGUAAAAUUUGUGAGUGUGUCUGGGAAUAAUUCCUUCUGCCCCCGAUGAACCUCCAACUCUUUCUUUUUCUCCUUCCUUCCUUUUUU